This is a messenger RNA of Nannospalax galili (Upper Galilee mountains blind mole rat), 1212 nucleotides long. It is a transcript of the gene Cylc2, whose product is annotated as cylicin 2. The record is from RefSeq and is a predicted model, not a curated record. The transcript is spliced from 5 exons. Lineage: Eukaryota; Metazoa; Chordata; Mammalia; Rodentia; Spalacidae. Gene Ontology annotation, cellular component: nucleus. Bases 1 to 1212 code for a protein of 403 amino acids. Gene Ontology annotation, molecular function: structural constituent of cytoskeleton.
AUGGGCCAAAACAUAAACUUUGGGACAUACAAAAAUUAUAUUCCAGUCAGUCAAUUAAGCAAAAAAUCAUGGAAUCAGCAACACUUUUCCUUGGCAUUUCCCAAACCACCAAGACCAGGAAAGAAAUGGAGAUCACUACCUUCCCAGAUACGAAACAACACAGGUCCUGUAAUUGAUGAACAAAAUUUGGAAGGUCGUAGACCACCAUUAUGGAUGCACCGUUCCCUGAUGAGAAUUCGUGAGCCACCAUCAGUUUAUUUAGCUGCCAGGAAAAGCCUUCCAUUGAAAUCAGCUCUUUCCCAAAAUGGGGAUUCUAAAGAUGCACCCAAACCUAAGUCUUUAUCUCCAAAACCCACCAAGAAAGAAGAAAAAGUUCAAUCAGGCUCAGAAGCAGAAUCAAACGAUAAGGCGGUGCUAAAGGAAAGUCCCAAACAUGUGACCAUAAAAGGUUCAAAGGAAGAGGAGGACUUGGAAGCAGCUACAGAAUCUGAAGGUGAAAAGGCUGCAGGGAAUAAAGAGGUCAAAAAGGGUAAAAAGGGAUCAAAGGAGAAGAAGGGAUCAACUACGGAAUCCGAAGGAGAGAAGGAGGAUGAAAAGAAAGCCAAAAAGGGUAAAAAGGGGUCAAAGGAGAAGAAGGGAUCAACUACGGAAUCCGAAGGAGAGAAGGAGGAUGAAAAGAAAGCCAAAAAGAGUAAAAAGGGAUCAAAGGAGUCACAAGAUACACUUGGAGAUUCAGAAGGUGAAAAGGCUGGUGAAAAGAGAGACGACAGAAAAGAUCAAAAAGGUGCAAAGGGCAAAGACACACCUCAAGAUUCAGAAAUUGGAAAGGGAGAUUCAAAGAAAGCCAAGAAAGAAUCAAAGAAGAAGGAAAGCAAGAAAGAAAAGGAUAAGGAUGAAAGCAAAACAGAGGGUGAUUUGAAGGAUAUCAGGAAGAAAGACAAGAAGAAAGACAAGAAGAAAGACAAGAAGAAAGACAAGAAGGACCAGAAGGACACUCCAGGUGAUUCUGCUGAUGUAAAGAAGGAUGGGAAGAAGGGGAAGAAAGAAAAGAAGGCUAAGUGGAAAGAAAGUAACAAAGGCAUAAAGAAGAAGCAAAAAAAGGAACAAAAGGAGAAUGGGAAAGAGGAUGCGGAUAAAAUGGAAGGAAGAAAGGAAAAGGAAAGAAAAGAAAGGAAACAGCGUGUGUCUCCAGGACUACAGGACCAGUUCUGA